Molecule: messenger RNA, 1171 nt
Organism: Anopheles coustani
Lineage: Eukaryota; Metazoa; Arthropoda; Insecta; Diptera; Culicidae
Exons: 2
Coding region: 62-709 (215 amino acids)
Source: RefSeq, a predicted model, not a curated record
AAAACAACAUUUGCCUAUUUGCUAUCGAGCCGAAACACGGAAAAACACACAUCAACUCACCAUGAUCAUAUUCCUCUACCUAAUCCUGGUACUGGCCUGGGCGUUGCUUAUCAUCAUUCUCAAGUGCAAAAAAGCACGGGCCAAGCGGUUGGCCGAGCAGGAAGAAAUGACGCAGCAGGUACACGUGGUGCAGAUCGGCUCGAACCUCUACGACAUCAUGUCACUGCAUCGGGACAACUAUAGCGGGGUGUACAGCUGCAUGGAGCACGGCACGAUCGCGCAACAUCGGCAGCGUUCUUCGGCCAGCGUUACCCACUCGAAUGCGGCCUUCGUCGGUGACGAUGGUGCCAUCUAUCCUGGCAACAGUUUGGCCCUGGAACCUCCACCGUCGUACGAGGAAGUGAUACGACUUCCGGCCUACUAUCCGAAAGUGGAAACAUUUAUACCGGAAAUGGUUGUGCCACCACCGGCCACAGCUCGACCCCAAACGACAGCCGUCCAUCAGCCCACACUGCAUCGAUCUACAACCAGUCACGCUCAGACGGAUCGCAGCCAGACGACAUCCACGCCGUUAACGGGAACGCCGGAACAACUGGCCAGCAGUGGCCGGUUGACCGAACCGAUGGACGCAAAUGGAAACCGCGUCAAAGUCAUCCUCACCACAAAUGACGCACCGGAUACGGCUCCCGGUCAGAUCGCGAUUUCCUAACGUGGUUCCAUCCCCACAGCUGGCUGUAUUUUGACGCGAAAGUGACGUUAAGUGCCUACUUAUGCCUCGGUCAGAAAGCGGACAGUGGGAGGCCAAAGGAAACACCCCCAACGACUGGAGCACGUUUUAACGGACUAAUGGAAGCGCCAGGAAGAAUCUUAGGCAUAUCUUGAACAGAUUUUUGUUCGUUUCACAUAAUCAGGAUGUUUUUCUUUAAAACCCUUUGCUUAAACGCACAAAUAGUGACACGAGCGAGCGGCGGUGCGUCCAUGUGCAUGUGGCAUAGAAGUAUUUAUUAGUAGAUUUUCGAUUGGAAAGUGUAUGUUGUAAGCUAACGUAAAAAAACGAAAGUAAGUUAAAAUGACCGUAUGUUUAUAAAACAUAUAUACGCUGUGAGGAGAAAUAUAAAAACAUAACAAAAAUAACUUCACACAUUACUUCGUUUUAAUAAAUCGGUGUUUA